Trichomonas vaginalis G3 is the source of this 657-nucleotide messenger RNA. RefSeq lists its product as uncharacterized. The record is from RefSeq and is a predicted model, not a curated record. Bases 1 to 657 code for a protein of 218 amino acids. Lineage: Eukaryota; Parabasalia; Trichomonadida; Trichomonadidae. The transcript has a single exon.
AUGGGUUGCUUCUGCAAGGAGAUGACAAAGACAUUCAUUGGUGCCACACUCGGUGGCAUGACAGCCAUCAUUGCCGAGCGCGGUGUCAAGGGUGCUCAGGGCUCAGCCAACUUAGCUGACAUUGCUCUCUCUGGCAUGCACGUUGGUGUCAACUUCAUCGCCUACCCAGUUGCUCUUCAGGUUCUCUCUGAUGCCUUCCCAAAGUUCAAGAAGAAUAAGGAAGAUCCAAACGGCAACAAGGCCAUCGUCUACGUUGCUGGUGGUAUCACUGGCGCUCUCCUUGGCACACUUGCUAAGUAUCCAAUCGUCAAGGUUCAGGAAUUCCGUGCUAAGGGCAAGACAACAGUUUCACCAACAGAAGUUGCUUCCAGAUUCGUCGAUUCAAUCGGUGGCUCCAUCGGCUUUGCUGCUACAAUGGGCACAGUUGCUCCACAUGUCCCAGCUUGCCCGAACAGCCUCGGCUCAUGGGCUCGUGGCCACCUCUUAGUCCACAUUUCCGAUCUUGGUGCUACAUUAUUAUCCUUCCCAGUUGCUCGCAUCCGCUAUGGUGCUUCCCUUGGUGGCAUGAUCCAGGGCUGGGCUAAGGGCCGCCUCGGCACAACAAUCAUCGGUGACGCUACACACCACUUCAAGGAUGUUCUUGCCUUCAUUAACUAA